Molecule: messenger RNA, 2829 nt
Organism: Papaver somniferum (opium poppy)
Lineage: Eukaryota; Viridiplantae; Streptophyta; Magnoliopsida; Ranunculales; Papaveraceae
Exons: 6
Coding region: 1-2829 (942 amino acids)
Molecular function (GO): nucleic acid binding
Source: RefSeq, a predicted model, not a curated record
AUGGGUGGUGAAAUAGAAUCAUCAACAAAAGGGAAAAGUAUAGAGUAUGACAUGCAAAAGAAGAAUCCAGUAUAUCAUCUAGGGUCGAGUGAUGGUCCGGGAAUUAUCAUCACACUGAUUGUUCUAAAGGGCACCAACUAUGAUGAAUGGGAUAGAGCCAUAAGAAGAUCUUUGAUUUCCAAGAGGAAGUUCGGUUUUGUUGAUGAGACUAUCACAGAACCUGAAGAUUGCGACCAAUUGGAAGAAUGGAUUGCGGUCCAGUCAAUGCUUGUUUCCUGGAUCAGCAACACGUUAGAGCCAUCAAUCAGAUCGAGUUUGGGAGACUAUGAUAAUGCAAACUUGCUGUGGACACACUUGAAGAGAAGAUUCUGUGUUGUAAGCGGAACAAGGAUCUGUCAGCUUCAAGCGUCUUUGAGUGAGUGCAAACAAAAGAAUAAAGAAGGUGUAGCUGUUUAUUUUGGGAGAUUAAAUAAGAUAUGGGAUGAGUUGGUGACAUAUAUGAAGGUACCUCAGUGCAAGUGUGGUAAGUGCGCUUGUAAUAUCGCAAGUCAGGUCAGUACGUUGAGAGAAGAGGACUUCCUGCAUUAUUUUUUGAUUGGAUUAGAUUCUCUGUAUAUCUCACUGCGUGAGCAGCUGUUGGCGAGAGAUCCAUUACCAUCAAUAGAUGUAUCCUACCAGACAAUGGUGAAUUCAGAGCGUCUGAGAAUAGGAGAUGUAGCUAUGUCAACAGAGGUACAAGAUAAUGUGAUGACAUUCAGGGUGCAGUCUGAUCAGCGUCAAAUCAACAAUACAUAUGAUCCUACCAAGUAUUGCAAGCACUGUAGCAGAGAAGGACACUCAGAUGAAGGGUGUUUUCAGCUUAUUGGAUACUCUGAAUGGUGGGGAGACAGAUCUAGAGGCGGAAGAGGAUAUGGUAGAGGAGGCAGAGCAGGUGGUAGAGGGCGUGCUGGCUUUACCAAUAGCAGAGGAGGUAGAGGACAGGGAACUGUCAACCAGGUUCGUGCACACAACCUGAAUAUAUCAGAGACAAAACAGUCAGGUGGUGCGUGCUCAUCAGAUGGCUCAGGUUUGACAGGAGUAACAACAACACAGCUUCAACAGGUGCUUGAGUUUUUAAAUACAAGAAAGUCCACGUCUCAGCUCCAAGGUAAGAAGAAGAAAACAGUUUGGAUUGUAGACACGGGGGAUACAAAUCAUGUCACGUGUAAAAGAGAUGACAUGAUAGAUGUGAAAGAUAUUAGGGCAUGUACUGUUGGACUCCCAGAUGGGAAAUAUGCUUAUUCUGAGAAAAUAGGAACCGUUAUUCUUCCUGGUGGUUUGAGACUAGAUAAUGUGCUUUAUGUGCCUCAGAUAACCUGUAACUUGAUUUCAGUCACACAACUUAUUCAUGAGUUGUGGAAAUUCAUACGAGCUGUGGCAUCGACGAAUGGGACAUCCAUCAGAGAAAGUGUUACAAAGGUUGCCAGGACUAAUGGGAUAGUUUUUGAGACAUCAUGUGUUGGUACACCUCAACAGAAUGGGAGAGUUGAGAGAAAGCAUCAACAUAUAAUGAAUGUGCCUCCAUAUAAUCAGUUGAAGGUGUUUGGAUGCUUGUGCUAUGUACAUGAUCAAAGUAGUAAAGAAGAUAAGUUCGCGAGUAGAGGAAGAAGAUGUGUAUUUCUUGGAUAUCCAUUUGGUAAGAAGGCGUGGAAAAUCUAUGAUUUAGACGCAAGAAAAUUUCUGGUGUCAAGAGAUGUGAAGUUUUGUGAAUAUCAGUUUCCGUAUAGGACUGAUUUGAAUGGUACUUUGACUGAGACAGGCCAGUUGGGUUCUGAUCCAUCGACUGAGAAGAAUCAGUCGAAUUCUGGAGGUUCUAUCGAGACUGGUAUAGGAGAUUCAACUGAGAUUGACUCCACUGCAGAUAAUGAGACCGAUAUACCUGGUGUUUUGACUGGGACUGAUCAAUCAAGUCCUGGUGUGUGUUGGAGCGAUGAUGAAAACAACAUAGUUGCGAAUGAAGGUGAAGUUGCAGAACAAGGCGAAACUCCAGAACAACCUGAAGAGGAUGUUGGUCCUAGCAACGAUGUAACAGCUGAAGAAGAGAUGGGUAAGGGCAAGCGUCAGAAUGUUCCUUCUAGUAGGCUCAAAGGCUUUGUGAAGCACACCAUUCGAGAAAAUAUUCCAUCUCAUCCUCAUUCCACACAAUCAUCAUCCUCAAGUACGCCUUAUCCUUUGACAUAUUAUGUUAGUUGUGAUAGAUUUUCUGCAGUUCAUAAGAAAUAUCUACCAGCACUAACAGCUGGGUCUGAGCCUCGCAAGUUUAAGGAAGCUAUGAAGCAUCCAGGAUGGCGGAAAUCCAUGGAAGAAGAAAUACGAGCACUGGAAGAACAAGGUACGUGGGAAUUGCAAGAAUUUCCACCGGGGAAGAAGGCACUUGGGAGUAAAUGGAUUUACACAGAGAAGUAUGAUGCGAAUGGGGAGUUGGUACGCCUAAAAUCAAGAUUGGUGAUCUUUGGAAAUCAUCAAGUUGAAGGGUUGGAUUACAAAGAGACAUUUGCACCAGUAGCAAAAAUGACAACGGCUCCUCGUUGUUGGUUUGCAAAACUAUCAACAGCCUUGAAGAAUUAUGGGUUCCGGCAGUCAUACUCAGACUAUUCUCUUUUCACUAUGAUCAAGGGAAAGAUGCAGCUUAAUGUUUUGGUGUAUGUAGAUGAUUUAAUUGUUGCAGGAAAUAAUCUAGUUGAGAUUAAUAAAUUUAAAACAUACUUGGGACAAUGUUUCAAGAUGAAAGACUUGGGAAAGUUGAAAUAUUUCCUGGGUUUGGAGAUAGCUCGCAGUAAACAAGGAUAA